Messenger RNA from Elaeis guineensis (African oil palm), 2049 nucleotides. RefSeq lists its product as uncharacterized. Lineage: Eukaryota; Viridiplantae; Streptophyta; Magnoliopsida; Arecales; Arecaceae. Gene Ontology annotation, molecular function: protein binding. The record is from RefSeq and is a predicted model, not a curated record.
CGUCUUCUUCCAAGGGACUCAUUCUUUCUUCUUUGUUUCUUCUCCCAUUUUUCCUUUUCCCGGUUUUGCCCUCUUCCCGCUAUGAAGUUACCGGAGAGCCCCGACCCCCUUGACACCUGCCGCCGCCUCCUGGCCUCCAACGCCUCCGCCGCCGCCGCCGUCCAGUCCUUCCGUGGCCGUUGGUCCGCCGUCGCUGCCACCCUCGGCCGCCUCCACGCCGCCCUCGACGACCUCUCCGACCUCCCCUCCCACUCCCACCCCCUCGCCGAAGACCUCCUCCGCUCCCUCUCCCAAACCCUCUCUCUCACCCUCACCCUUGCCCUCCACUGCCGCUCUCCUGACCCCCCGGCUGGCAAGCUCCGCACCCAGAGCGAUAUUGCGGCCGCCUCGGCCGCCCUCGAACAGCUUGCCGCCGACGCCGACCUCCUCCUCCGCACCGGCGCCCUCCUUGAACCCCCGCCCACGUCGCAGAAGGCGGCUGCGGCGGCCUCCGGGACCUCCCGCCGGGAAUCCGUCCGCUCUGAGGCUAGGAGCCUCGUGACCCGCCUCCAGAUCGGAAGCCCGGUGUCAAGAAUCGCGGCGUUGGAUUCCCUCAUCGCGCUCCUCCGGGAGGACGACAAGAACAUCCUAAUCGCCGCCGCUCAAGGGGUGGUGCCGGCCUUGCUUCGCCUCCUCGAUUCCUCCGCCUCCAACGGCGAGGCCCGGGCCAAGGCCGUGGCCGUGAUCGCAAGGAUCGCCGCCGUCGAGAGCUGCCGCCACGUGCUGGUCGCCGAUGGGGCCCCUCUCCUUCACCACCUCGCCCGCGCCCUCGAGGCCGGCGGCGGCGGGGGCGCCGCCCGGGAGCAGGCCUGCACCGCUCUCCAAACCCUGACCCUUGCCAAGGACAACGCCAUGGCGAUCGGCUCCCGCGGGGGCAUCGCCGCCCUCCUUGAGGUCUGCCGCGCCGGCACGCCCUCCGCCCAGGCCGCCGCUGCCGGCGUCCUCAAGAACCUCGCCAGCGUCCAAGAACUCCGGGAGAACUUCCUGGAAGAGAACGGCGUCCCCGUCCUUAUUAGGCUUUUAGCUUCAGGGACUCCUCUCGCCCAAGAGAAUGCAAUCGGGUGCCUCUGUAACCUUGCUUCCGGUGAAGAAGGUGAAAGCUUAAAGCUUGCAAUUUUCAAAGAUGGCGGCUUGGAUUGCCUCAAGAACUACUGGGAAAGUGGCGGCAGUGGCAAUGACCGACGUCUUGAGCCGGCCAUUGGAUUGUUGCGCAAUUUGGCAUCUUUCCGGUACAUCGCAGAGGUCGCCACCUCCGCCGGCUUCCUUGCGCAUGUCAUCGUAGCAUUGGAUAGCACCACCUCUGGCACGAGAGCAGAGGCAGCGAGAGCAAUCUCAGAGCUGGCGGCGGUGGGGAAAACGAGGAAGGAAUUGGGGGAUGCAGUUCCUCGGCUGAUCAGAAUGUUAGAAGCCAAGGCGGCCGAGGAGAAGGAGGCGGCAGUGAAGGCGUUGGCCUCACUUUUGUCAUUCCCCGGGUUCCGGAGGAUAUUUCGGAAGGACGAGAGUGGGGUCCUCAACGUGGUUCAACUGCUUGAUCCCUUGGUUUGGAAUGUCGAAAAGAAGUAUCCUGUUUCAGUAUUGUUCUCUGUCUCGCAGUCGAGGAGGUGUCGGAAGCAAAUGGUGGCGAUGGGGGCUUGCGGGUAUUUGCAGAGUCUUGCAGCAAUGGAGGUGGAAGGGGCGAAGAGGCUCCUCGAGAGCUUGGGGCGGGGAAAGCUAUGGAGAGUGUUUCCGAGAACUUGACAAGAUGGGAGGAUUCAGAGAUGAAAGCUCUAAUCUGUAUGUACCAUAGCCACUGUCUCCAUUCUUAUUGUCUGAUGUUUCUUAAAUUCUGUCGAUGGCGAAUCUUGCUCUGUUUAUGUUGUACAUGCUAUGGAUUGUUUGUGUUUUUAAUCAAGUAUGUUAGUUUGUGUGUAGGGAGAUGUUUUUUCUUUGUUAAUAGCCAAUAAACAGAGAAAGGUUCUGAUUUUGCUUGUUUAAUAUUUUGAAAAUAAAUGGCUCCUUAAGAUAGUUGCU